CUCUUAAUGAACUCGAUGAUAAACGUAUUAAGCAAAUUAAGCCCCUUAUACCGCCUCAAAUUUUAAUGGAGGACUUGCCUUUGACCUUGAAGGCAGCUCAAACCGUAAUAGUUGGCCGUACAAAUGCAGAGGCAAUAAUAAAGGGUUUGGAUGACAGAUUACUAGUCAUCGUUGGCCCUUGUUCUGUCCACGACGUCCGAGCCGCGCUUGAAUAUGCUUAUGCCACUGAAGCAUCUAACGAACUUAUGAUAGUAAUGCGUGUUUAUUUUGAAAAGCCAAGGACGACAGUGGGUUGGAAAGGAUUGAUUAAUGAUCCUUUUCUAAAUAACAGGUCUGUAAUCUUUAUUAAAGGUGCUAUCGGUGCCAGGACAACUGAAUCGCAAGUUCACCGUGAACUAGCUUCAGGUUUAUCAGUUCCUGUUGGGUUUAAGAAUGGUACCGAUGGAAAUAUUGGUAUUGCUAUUGAUGCCAUUAAAUCAGCAAGUACCAAGCAUCAUUUCCUUUCUGUCACUAAACAAGGUUUGAGUGCUAUUGUGGCUACAGAAGGUAAUGAUUGUUGCCACAUCAUCCUGAGGGGUGGUGCUAAAGGUCCAAAUUAUGCAGCCGAACAUGUUCUAGAUUCUGCAAAAAGAUUAGAGGGCGCAAAAUUAGCUCCUCGUAUUAUGAUUGAUUGUAGUCAUGGAAAUAGCCAAAAAGUUUUUAGUCGGCAAAUUGAUGUUAUCAAUGAUAUUGCGGAGCAACUUAAGUCGCAAUCUGGAAAUUACAUCACGGGAAUUAUGCUAGAAAGUCAUUUAAAAGAAGGUCGUCAAGAUCUUCCGAUGGAAGGUCCAUCGGGGCUUGUUUAUGGUCAAUCAAUUACGGACGCGUGUAUUAGUUGGGAAGCUACAGUCAAAGCAUUGGACGUUUUACGAGAAGGUGUUAGAGCUCGACGUGAUAUUUCUUUGCAAAAUGGCAAAAGGUCCCCUACAUCUUUCAAUGAAUAA
Racocetra fulgida is the source of this 983-nucleotide messenger RNA. NCBI's taxonomy places the organism in Eukaryota, Fungi, Glomeromycota, Glomeromycetes, Diversisporales, Gigasporaceae. The record is from the annotation of a GenBank genome assembly.